UGUCCUGCUGGAAAUGAAAGUUAGAGAUUGAGGGUGUAGUGUGUGUGUGUUUACUCUGCAGAGUGUUAGUACUGUCUGUCCCAUUAUCAUAGCAAAAGGUGACAGGAAACCAGAAUAGAGACUGAGACUUCACUUAAGGAAGGAUUUGGGCUUAAUGUGUGUUGUGGCAAAGCAGACAGAGUUAAUUUAUGUCUUAAGAGAAUUCCAUGAUGGCAGCAAGGUGGCCUUAAGAAGGAAUUUGAAGGCUUUCAUUCUAUAUCCCUGUUCCACUUUAAUUGGUAGGAGUUACUGGGUAUCAUUCUUAAGUUUUUGGUUUCCUAUAAGUUUCUUUUCUUGUUAAAGCUACUUCUACAGGACGUUCCUUUGAAACCUUUAGAGCUCAGAGACAACUUGAAGCAAACAUCCCAACUCUGUGAACUUCAGUUUGGGCAUAAAUUCCAGGUUUGCCAUAUGUGUCAUUGUCUCAGCAGAUGGCACCACCUAGUCCAAGCAACAGUACCCCUAACAGCAGCAGUGGAAGCAAUGGAAAUGACCAGCUGAGCAAAACCAAUCUCUACAUCCGGGGACUGCAACCAGGCACUACUGACCAGGACCUUGUCAAGUUGUGUCAGUCAUAUGGCAAGAUUGUCUCCACUAAGGCCAUACUGGACAAGACCACAAACAAGUGCAAAGGCUAUGGCUUUGUGGACUUUGAUAGUCCUUCAGCAGCACAGAAGGCUGUGACAGCACUGAAAGCCAGCGGUGUGCAGGCACAGAUGGCAAAGCAACAGGAGCAGGACCCCACAAAUUUGUACAUAUCAAACCUCCCACUGUCUAUGGAUGAGCAAGAACUGGAGGGGAUGCUGAAGCCCUUUGGCCAGGUUAUCUCCACUCGAAUCCUUCGAGACACCAGUGGGACCAGCAGAGGGGUUGGCUUUGCAAGGAUGGAGUCCACAGAGAAGUGUGAAGCCAUCAUCACCCACUUUAAUGGAAAAUAUAUUAAGACACCCCCUGGAGUACCAGCCCCAUCUGAUCCUUUGCUUUGCAAAUUUGCUGAUGGUGGUCCAAAGAAACGACAGAACCAAGGAAAAUUUGUGCAAAAUGGACGUGCCUGGCCAAGGAAUGGAGACAUGGGUGGUAUGGCCUUGACCUAUGACCCCACCACAGCUCUUCAGAACGGGUUUUACCCAGCUCCUUAUAACAUCACCUCCAACAGGAUGCUUGCUCAGUCUGCACUCUCCCCAUAUAUUCCAUCUCCUGUGUCUUCAUAUCAGAGAGUAACUCAGACAUCUCCUCUACAAGUACCUAACCCGUCUUGGAUGCAUCACCAGUCAUACCUCAUGCAGCCUUCAGGUUCAGUUCUGACGCCAGGGAUGGAUCACCCCAUUUCUCUCCAGCCUGCCUCCAUGAUGGGACCUCUUACCCAGCAAUUGGGCCACCUCUCCCUCAGCAGCACAGGCACGUAUAUGCCAACAGCUGCAGCUGUGCAAGGAGCUUACGUUUCCCAGUUCACCCCUGUGCCUUCUUCCAGUGUUUCAGUUGAGGAGAGCAGUGGCCAGCAAAAUCAAGUGACGGUGGAUGCUCCCUCAGACCAUGGGGUCUAUUCUUUCCAGUUCAACAAAUAACAGCGUAGAGCCUGCAUACUUUGCCUUUUUACAAUUUUUAAUUUUCUGAAAUUUUUUUGGAAUGAAAUUUCCUAUGGAAUUUUUGGGGACUGGGCAAGGAACAGGUAGAACAUGAAGCAGGCAGUGGAAGUCGCUUUUCCUCCCUCUGCCCCGCCACAUCCUGGGAGAAAAGACUAGACUUCACCUUCAGGAAGCAGAGAUGUGACCCAGGCUUAUUAGAGACAAUCCCACAUCCUUUGGAAGCCAUCCUUGAGCCAAAAUUGGAUGAAGAGUAGGUCUUCUUUGGCAAGUUCCAGAAGGGUGGACUUACUGACUUCUAAUUCUUCUCACGGCCAAGGCCAACGCACUCUUGAGGAAGAAUCUUCUCCCGCUACAGCUUUUCAGGAACACGUGUUUUCCUGCUUCCUGGAGGACCUUCUUUUUUGCCCUGGGUCUCAGACCCUUCUCCUCCCCAUCGCACAUUACUGUACUCAGAGCCUUUCCAGUUGUGACCUUGCCGAAUCCACUUAGGCUUCUUCCCCACUGUGGAAGGUCAGCUGCUUCACCUCUAGACCAGUGGUUCUCAAGGAGGUGGUUUUGUCCCCUGGAGGCCAUUGACAAUCUCUGGAGACAUUUCUGAUUGUCAUGCCUGGGAGUGGGGGCUGUGUGCUACUGGCAGCUAGUGGCUAGAGACCAGGGAUGCUGCU
This is a messenger RNA of Ceratotherium simum simum (southern white rhinoceros), 2290 nucleotides long. RefSeq names its product RNA binding motif single stranded interacting protein 2 (gene RBMS2). Gene Ontology annotation, molecular function: RNA binding. Gene Ontology annotation, cellular component: ribonucleoprotein complex. The record is from RefSeq and is a predicted model, not a curated record. NCBI's taxonomy places the organism in Eukaryota, Metazoa, Chordata, Mammalia, Perissodactyla, Rhinocerotidae.